This is a messenger RNA of Penicillium antarcticum, 417 nucleotides long. RefSeq names its product VOC family protein. The transcript is spliced from 4 exons. Bases 1 to 417 code for a protein of 138 amino acids. NCBI's taxonomy places the organism in Eukaryota, Fungi, Ascomycota, Eurotiomycetes, Eurotiales, Aspergillaceae. The record is from RefSeq and is a predicted model, not a curated record.
AUGGCAAGCAAGUUUACAGUCAAAUCUUUGGACCACUUGGUCCUCACCGUCCGCUCCAUUCCCAAGACGGUGGCCUGGUACACAACCUACCUCGGCAUGCGGCAUGAGAUCUUCACAUCACCCCUCAAUCAAGCCGUACAGAGACACGCUCUUAUCUUCGGAAGCCAGAAAAUAAACCUCCACCAAUCAGGCAGGGAGUUCGAGCCCAAGGCCCAGGAUGUUAUGCCCGGAAGUGCCGAUUUGUGUUUUUUGACUGAUGAUAAUGUCGAAACGGUUCUGGCUGCCUUCAAAGAAGCAAGAAUUGAAAUUCUGGAGGGUGCCAAGAUUGUAGAAAGAACCGGGGCUGUUGGAAAGAUCCACAGUGUAUAUGUGAGAGACCCCGAUGGAAAUCUCAUCGAGGUGUCGAACUAUGCUUAA